AUGGACCAAUCACCAGACGACAAACGAAGCCUCUCCAGAGCUUCAAACCGAUAUUUCCCCUACCCAACGAACAAACCCAAAGGAAUCCGAUCACCAAAACCCCAAGUACCCCUGAAACCCAUCGAGUGGAUGUUCAACAACCCCACAGACAAUUUUGAACAACGCUUUACACCACUGCCAAUCUCUAGCUUUCAGAUUCCCCAGAACCCACUUGGAGACCCACCCAUUAUUGGAAUCACAAACAACUUCGAAUCCAGAGGAAUCACCCCAAUCCAUACGCCGAAACCUGACCAUGGCAAAGGAAGAAUGCCGAACGACUUUGCAGACCCCUCCUCAAAACCCUCUGGAAGCGAACCUCCUGGAUAUGGACCACCCACAAUUGGCACUACCUAUACUGAACGACCCCAAGAACCCAAAGAACUCCGGAUCAAUUGUAAACUCUAUCUGGAAAUCAAUGAAGGAGUUUACGACACUGACAAGAAGAUGAUCGGCUACAUUCUUGGUCUCAUGACCAAACAGGAAGCCCACGUCUGGUCAAACCAAUACAUCAAGGCCCGCACUCACGCAGGCCAACUCUAUUUCGAUACCUAUGCUAUUUUCAUGCAGCUUCUUGAAGAAGCUUUUACCACCCAAGACGCCCCCAGAGAAGCCCUCCAACAGUUGAAGAAGAUACAGAUGGACAAGAAGCACACUGAAGACCACAAUGCCGAGUUCAAGACACUCAUCAAACGAUCUACUCUCACAGACCCCAUUGCUAUCACUGACCUUUACAGAGACUCCCUUUCAAACAAGGUCCUUAGCCUGAUCAUCAAUUCUGGAAAUAUUCCAAGGAACAUCAAUGAUUGGUACAAGCAAGCAGUAGAAGUAGACAUCAACAACUGA
Molecule: messenger RNA, 882 nt
Organism: Cyclocybe aegerita
Lineage: Eukaryota; Fungi; Basidiomycota; Agaricomycetes; Agaricales; Hemipholiotaceae
Source: the annotation of a GenBank genome assembly